GGAUUAAACCAGCGAACCCAUUUGUCUUUAUCCCUGCUCCAACCAACUAGUUUUCUCCUUCCCGGCGCUUCUCUUAUCCUAUAAUUUUGCGGCCUUUUGGGGAAGGGAAUGCAAGUAAAACUAUAAAAACCUUCGAUGGCAGUGAGCUCACUCUCCAUAAACUUGUGGCAUCCCUUCGAAUACUCUCGCACCGGAAGGUCUCCACGGCUCAAACUCAAGCAUGUGCUCUUCGCUCCCACGAAACGCCGCCUUCGCGUUUCGGCCGUUUCGACGCCGCCCAAAGCCCGUUUCGUCGCCCGUCGGACCCAGUCCGUCCCGGUUCCCCAGCUCGAACGGCCUCUAAGUGAAUACAUGAGCUUGCCGGCGAGUCAGUACUCGGUUUUGGACGCGGAGAGGAUAGAGAGAGUGGACGACAACACGUUCAGGUGCUAUGUGUAUAGAUUCAAGUUCUUUGCUUUCGAGGUCUGCCCUGUUCUUCUUGUUAGAGUCGAAGAGCAGCCCAAUGGCUGUUGCAUUAAGCUCUUGUCCUGCAAGCUUGAGGGGUCACCCAUUGUGGUUGCGCAGAAUGACAAGUUUGACGCUUAUAUGGUGAACCAAAUAUCAUGUGGAAGCAACAAAAGCAGUUCAUCACUGCAACAACUCAGUUCAGAAACUGUCAUUGAGGUCAGUAUUGAGAUUCCGUUUGCAUUUCGUGCAAUUCCAGCGCAAGCUAUUGAAUCUUCUGGGACCCAAGUCCUUGAACAAAUACUAAGAAUUAUGCUUCCUCGAUUUUUAGCGCAGGAAACAAUUUCAUCAAAAUAGAGAAACAUACAACACAAGGGCAAGUUGUCCUUGUGGCACAAAAGGAAACAAACCAGGAAAGCAAAGACAAGGCACGUGCCAACAGCUUUUCAAUCAGAUACAAGAGCAUGAAAAGACUGAUCACUAUAAUUCCACUGAAAGCAAAGCCCACAAAAUUCUCGAAACCAAAUUCUAUUCCAUAAAGUAACCCCUUAUCUUCCCCUCGUAUGUCUGUGCCUCAUCUUCCCCUCUUAUGUCUACAAAUAGCCACCAAAAGCAGCCAAAAAAAGUGAAAUAGCCAUUUUCCAUCCCUCUCAAAAACUUUCCAGAACAACAUCACUAGAAGCUGGAAUUAGCCAGCUUAAUUCAGUUUCUGAAAUCAACCAUCCACAUAUAAUAGGCUUACGGAUAGUGAAGCAAUAAUUGGUUCUAGCACCAGCUUCUCACAUAAUACACCAUUGAGGAUAGAGGCACCAAGCAUUGACCUAGUUCUAUUCCAUCUCACAAGUAUUGACCUUCCUAUGAGCAAUUAUCUGAGGUAAUACUCGUAUAUACAGGUACUUUAGCCUUUCAAACUGUUUGAGAGGGCCUAAGUGGAGAAAGAGAGAAAUAGUCCAAUAGUAAUACUCAACCUCUUAGUUUUGUGAUCCGCUGGUGGAAAGAGUAGAAAGGAGAUUAGAAUUGAAAUGAUUGAAAGUCUAAUUAGAAAGUUCUUGUGGAGAGGGGAUGCUAGAGGGGGAAGACCUUAUAGUCAAGUGGGAUAUGGUUUCUCAAGUGAAGGAAAAAGGGGGAUUACGUGUAGGAAGCUUGUUAAAGGACAAAACUUUACUUGAAAAGUGGCUUUGGUGCUUCAAUGAAGAUAGAGAUGCCCUCUGGUAUGCUUUCAUCAGAAGCAAGUAUGGAUUACAUGAAAAUGGAUGGGAUUCCAAUAUUAUAGUAUGAGAAUCAAGCUGUUGCCCCUGGAGAGACGUUUCUCAUUGACUUCAUUCCUGCAGUUCAUUUUGUGGGUUU
Rosa chinensis is the source of this 1791-nucleotide messenger RNA. RefSeq lists its product as uncharacterized. Bases 136 to 801 code for a protein of 221 amino acids. The record is from RefSeq and is a predicted model, not a curated record. The transcript is spliced from 6 exons. Lineage: Eukaryota; Viridiplantae; Streptophyta; Magnoliopsida; Rosales; Rosaceae.